Rana temporaria (common frog) is the source of this 1026-nucleotide messenger RNA. RefSeq names its product solute carrier family 66 member 3 (gene SLC66A3). Lineage: Eukaryota; Metazoa; Chordata; Amphibia; Anura; Ranidae. The transcript has 8 exons. The coding region runs from base 70 to 699 and encodes 209 amino acids. The record is from RefSeq and is a predicted model, not a curated record.
AGGAAGAGGAAAUGAGCGUCCUCUGACAGUACACGAGCUAGGAUUCCAUCCUCCAGGAGAUCGCUCAUCAUGGCGCCGGACACGGAACUGCUGGUGUUCGCUAACUGGAGCACUCUGCUAGUGUGUAUGGUGCUGAAAUUCCCCCAGAUCCUGUCUGUCAUGAAAGCCCGGAGUGCGGAGGGGCUGAGCCUGGGGAGUGUGCUGCUGGAAGUGACCGGAUUUCUUGUAUUUCUACGAUACCAGAUGUACUAUGACUACCCAAUGCAAACCUACCUGGAGUAUCCAAUGCUCAUAGCACAAGAUGUUGUUCUUUUGUUGUUUGUCUUCUACUACACUGGAAGCAUGCAAAAUGCCCUGACUUACUCCGGCAUCUUUUUUGCACUCUGGAAUGUUUUGGUCCUCCAGAAAUGGAUAAUAGACUUGGCACUGAAUCUGUGCACAGUGAUCAGCGCCUCAAGCAAGUUUCUCCAACUGCAACAUCUCUGGCGUGCAAAAGACUCUGGACAAGCUAGCGCCCUCACAUGGGCCAUGGCGACCUAUACCUCUGCUACAAGAAUAUUUACAACAUUGGUGACCACAGGAGACAAAGCAGUUUUGCUGCGGUUUAUCGUGCUGCUAAUCCUCAAUUUCUGGGUCACCCUGGUGAUUGUAAAAUACAGGAAGAAAGAAGACCAGAAGGACACCAAGAAAAAAGACUAGCAUCUCCUGCAUCACCUCACACAUGGGGGAAACAUUCCCGGGGUAUUCCUGCACAGCAAGGCAGCAGAAAAAAGGUCAUGUAUAUUUUGGACAAAAAUGGGCAGUUUUAUAUAUUUUUUGAUCUACUGUAUCUUGCUGCAAGAGGAAAUGUUAUAUUUUUUGGUAAAAGGUUAUGUAUAUUUUGUUUAAAAAUGGAGCGUUUGUAUAUUUUUGCUUUUUUAAACUAACUAGGAGUACAAGAGGAAAAAGUUAAAAAUGGUGAUUUUUGCUCUUAAGAAAAGAAAGCUUUUAAACCUGAAUAAAGUGGUGUAUUUUUUCUCAGUAAAA